CGGUUCACUGGUGGCGCUGGUGGCCCGCGUUGUGUUAGCGGCGGAUAUAUAUUUAUUUACUCUAAGUACAUGUAGUUUUUUUUUAACAAAUUCUUUUGGUGGAUAUGAUUAAAAGAUUCGUACGGUUACGAUAUGGAAAACUGACGAAGUGAGUGUUGUUACCGUGUAUUUCUUUUUGUUCGAUAGUUAUCUGGAAUUUCAUAAGUUGCAGCUAUCUCUUAUCUAUGGACUUGAGAACUUGUCAUAUGCAUAUCACAAAUCUGUCAGAUUAGUGACAUGGACGAAGUAAAUUUUGAAGAAAAACAACCAACCGAGCAACGAUGGGACCCAUUAGGUGCUGCGGAUGAUAGUAAAAAUGAAUCUGAGCAAAGAGACGAAAAUUAUGAUCGAUGUGCUGAACAUACCCAUUGUGCAUCUUUGCAGAGACUACAUUCUUUAGAAGAAGACCAUGAAUUCUUAAACUCUUCAUUAUUUGCUCUUACAACACAUUUUGCCCAGGUUCAGUUUCGGCUAAGGCAAAUUGUUGAAGCUAAACCAGAGGAUAAAGAAGAGUUAUUAAAAUCUCUUGAAGAAUUUGCAUUCCGAGGUAUUCCAGAUAUUGAUUUGGUUAAAAAUCAUAUAGAUGAAACAAACUUAGCAAAAGUAGUUAGAAUGCACAGAGUUCAACAACAGGAAUUAAUUACAAAGUUAAAGACUCAGUUGCAUGAAUUGGAGCGGUAUGCAUUUGAGAAUGGUGAGGCUGAAGUUCCACAAGACAUUGUCUUAGAGCGCCAGAGGGUUAUAUUAAAUGAAUUGAAAAAUAAAAUGAAUUUAAAGAUUGAUGAAAGAAAUUACUAUCAGUUAACUCCAGCAGAUGUAAAACAUCAAGUUGAUAUUGCUUUUGGUCAACUAGUGAACCCCUUACGAAUGAAAGAACAGUUAGUAAUGCAGCUAAAAACUCAAGUUGCAGAUCUAGAACGGUUUAUUGACUAUCUUCAAGCAGAUAUUAAAAAACCAAACAAAUGUGCUUGUGGAUGUUCAUUACACAAUGUCAAAAGUACCUUAAGAAAUGACGCCGAUGGAAUUGUACAGCGUACUGCAUCUCUACUACAAAUGUUUGUGAUUUUACAGUUUGAUUCUCAAUUUAGAAAAAAUAAUUUGAGAAAUACAAUGAAAGGAAAUCAUUGGGGGGAUUUAAGAGCCCGAUUGGAAUUAGCAGUGGUAAAAGUUUUGGAAAUGAUAAGGUUUCAUGAAGACCCAAAAGGUUAUGAUAAUGUUGAACUGUCGCCAGUAAAUUAUAGUGGAGAGUUAACAAGAGUUAUUCGUAAAUAUUUAGCUACAAGUAUUCGUGAUCUAAUGCAACAUGGAGUUGUUCAAUCUGGACUCAACCAAAGUCUUGUACCUUUCAUAAGUUGUUUUGCAAAGCGUUCUGUAACUUCAGCUAGUCCUGUACAUGCCUGGGAGAUAAUUGUUGAAUAUUAUCGUUUAAAAAAUGGAGAGAUUUACAACUCUACCCCAGCAAGAAAACUUUCCCAGAGUUUUAAUUUAGAUUUGGAUGGUUCUUUAGCUACCUCAAAUAAGCAAAACUUGCUGGCAGUUAUAGGAAACAUUAUAUCUACACACACACUUUACAAAAGGAGCUAUGAUUCCCAUUUUAAGGCGUUUAUUUGUGCAGCUUUGAAUGCAAACAAAUUGGUCACUUGGUUUAAUUUAAUUUUACAAUGUCAACCUUUAAUAUCUAUGUAUUAUAUGCCGUGGAGUUACGUGGUGAAAACAGGAUUUCGAGACAGUUUCCAAACUUUAGACAAACUCACAAAAUAUAAAUUUGACUUGCCUGUGGAUCUGGCUGUCCAUCAAUUUCAAAAUAUAAAAGAUAUAUUUACAUAAUACAUUAUGAAUACAUUUCAAACCAUUAUUUUGCCUGUA
Agrilus planipennis (emerald ash borer) is the source of this 1905-nucleotide messenger RNA. Its product is annotated as RUN domain-containing protein 1. NCBI's taxonomy places the organism in Eukaryota, Metazoa, Arthropoda, Insecta, Coleoptera, Buprestidae. The transcript has 8 exons. The record is from RefSeq and is a predicted model, not a curated record. Bases 277 to 1866 code for a protein of 529 amino acids.